Molecule: messenger RNA, 3112 nt
Organism: Papaver somniferum (opium poppy)
Lineage: Eukaryota; Viridiplantae; Streptophyta; Magnoliopsida; Ranunculales; Papaveraceae
Product: cytoskeletal protein Sojo-like
Exons: 4
Coding region: 374-2851 (825 amino acids)
Source: RefSeq, a predicted model, not a curated record
UGAAAUAAGUUGCUUCCAAUGUAAGAAAGUGAGUUUCCAGCAAACCAGGUCCAAUUCUCAAGGUCAGAUCUUAAUGAAAACGAAAAGAAAGAAAAGAAAGGAAGUAGUGAGGGUGACCAUUUUAAUUCAUGAAAGUUUUCUAUUUUCUUGAAAGCUAAAGUUCAUAUAAAAGAUGUGCAGAGCUUUACUUCAACAAGUUCCAGCUUUACAGGUUUCAACCAAGGUUGCAAAACCCAUAUUUGGGUCUCCAUUAAAUUAUGAUUGCAUCAAUCCUUUAAUUGGAGAAAAGGGUCUGCAUUUGCUAGUUAUGAAAGCUUUGUUGGACUUUUCAGAGAAGAAAAGAAGAAGAUACUAAUUUCUCAACUUCUAAGUUAUGGAUGACGAGGAAAUCCAAGCUUCAGGCGCAAAGAUUUCUGAAGAGAAUUUAUGUCCAAUGUACUUUGGUAUUUCGUGUGCAUUUGUCGCUCUUGAACUCCUUUCACGGUCUAACAUGAAUGGCGUCGAUACUGAAUUCGGUGGAAUACGGGAUAGGAUGCUGCAAGGCAGCACCCACCUGUUAGGUUUACUUGUAUGGAGAAUUCAGAAAAGGGAAGCCAUUGAAGAAAGGUCUGAGCUUCUUCACAAGCUCGAAAAAGCUGAAACUGAAGUUGCCGAGUUGAAGAAAAGGAGAAGUGAAGACUCCAAGGCAAAUGAGAAAGUUGUAGGUAUCUUUGCCUCCCAAGAACAGAGUUGGUUAAAUGAGAGAAGAAAGCUCCGAAUGCAAAUUGGAGCUCUUUUGAACAAACUACGGGUUUCUGGGACAAAAAACGAAGAAGCUAUUUUACAAUUGAAUUCAAAAAUAAAGGACAAGGAACUUCUGUUGGAGUCCAGAAAUAAAUUUUUGGAACAAGAAGAGCAGGGUAAGAGAAAGGAACUAGAAUUAAAGCUAGAUAGGGCCAACAAUAUGCUAAAGGAAGUGAGAGAUACUGCAUAUAAAGAAACUACAGAGCAGAGUACUCAGCUUUGGAAGCACAAAACUGCUCUCAUGGAGCUUGUAUCGAAUCAGAGACAGCUUGAAGCUGAAAUGGGCCGAGCACUUCGGCAGCUUGAAGCUUCGAAAGAAGAGCUAGACUCAGUUUUGAAACAAAAAGAAGAGUCAGUUUUUAUGGUUCAAAAGCUAUCUAUGGAAGUUAGAAAGAUGCGCAAGGACUCGGAACAAAAAGAUAAAAUACUAUCUGCAAUGUUAAGGAAAUCUAAAAUUGAUUCAGCAGAGAAAGAAAUAUUGUUGAAGGAGUUGAAGGUUUCCAAGGCAAGGAGGAAACAAGCAGAGCUGGAAACAGAGAGAUGGAGACCACUUUACAGGUCUAGACAUGGCAGAUCUGCAAGAGCGGAUCCAGACUAUCAAAUGCGUUCAAUGAUAGAAGGUUCAUCAUGUGUUAAAGAGGUUCACACCAUUGAGCCAACUAGUUCUCAUAACCAAAAAAGCCGGUCGCAUAUCACUAACAACAGGGUGCACCCUGGUGAUUCUGAAAGAGAGGAUGGAAUGGAUCAAAAAGAACAACGGGUAAUGAAAUUUCCACCUCCAACAGUUGCAGACGACACUCACUGGAAGAAAAUGGUGAACUUGCAAUUGGAAGGUUGGGUUGAGCCCGAAACAGAAAGGAAGACCGACAUAAUUGAGGAGAGGCAUCGUUUAGAAAUAGAUGCAUUUGUUCAACAAUUGAGGCUGAAAGAUGAAAAAUUGGAAGCUUUCAACUGGAGGUUUCUAAGUGUGGAACUAGAAUCAAGGCGAUUGCAGUCCCACAUUGAAGGGCUAGGCCAAGACCUAUCACAUCUGAAGGAGGAAAACCUUAAAUUGGAAGCCUCGUCAAUGGAGCAGCAAUCAGUAGUAAUAUCUCUAAAGGAUAAGAUGGCUAGUUUGCACUUACACCAUCUGCAAUAUCAAAAGAUGAAUUCGAAGUCUUCACCAAAGACUCCUGAUCCUAGUCAUGAAUAUGCUUGGUCCAAUGCUAAGGUUAUUCGAGAGAGAGAAAGAGAGGAAGAACUAAAGCCACUAUUGGUCAGAAUUCCUACAGUGAUGGAGAGUAAGAAAGAGGACGAAACCCCUCUUGAAAACAAGUCGCAAGGUACGAUCCCAGAAGUCAUGGAAUCUCAUGAAGAAGUAAAGAAAGAGGUUGAAAUGGACCCAGGUCAUGGUGUGCAGGAAUAUGCAGCAUGUCCAGUGGUGGUAAAGGUGAUUGAUAAGCUAGCAUCAGGUGAACUUUCUCUGCAUGAGAAAGAAAACCAUCCAUGGAAAAUGGAUCUCCAUUCUUUGGGAGUGUUUUACAAGAUUAAGAGGCUCAACCAGCAACUUUUCAUGCUUGAUAAGUUGGCAGGAACACACACAAGUAAAGAAAAGAGAGCAAAUUGCGAUAAUGAAUGUCAACAGCUGAAGACGGUUUUGUUAUAUGUAAUGCCCUUGCUCAAUAAACAAGUCAGCAGGUACCAGACCCUCCAAGAGAGCACAAAUAAUCUUUGCCAAAGGAUGUAUGAUAAUAAUGCAGAUUCGAGCAACAGAGAUGCAAACAUUGUCAAGACGAAGAAAGAAAUAAGAAAACUGGAGAACUUUCUCGAAGAAAUGUUCCACCUACAAAGAUACAUGGUAGCAACAGAACAAAAAUUGAUAGAGAUACAAUCAAGAAUGGCUUCUGAAUUGGCCUCUUGUAGCGCUCAAGAUAGUGAAAUACAUACAGGAUUCAACAUGAAACGAUUUGCCAACAGCAUUAGUACCCUUUUCAGGGAAGUGCAAAAAGGUCUAGAAGCUCUAAUUUCUCAAAUGAUAGGAGAACUCGAAGGGACUCUAACUUGCGAUGGAUUUAUUCAUCUGGGAUAGUAGUCCUCUGUUAGACAUCAUUCGUAAUAAUUGCAGUUAAUAAUAGUUGCCGGUUCAAUACUACUUUUUCGAUGGCAAUUAUGCCGUGAUUAGUGCAAGUAGAUCUACUGUUUUGAGUUUGUAAAAAUGUUUAGCUGCAUUGCUCACCAUGUGAUAAGAACUAUAUUGUGUCAUUCUCGAGAACAACGCUUGAGUUCUUGUACUUGUGUAUAGAAAUACAAACAAGUGUUUGAAUUAUCAUAAUACUAAAUUUUUACAGUA